UAAAAAGCUGUAACAUUAUGACAUUAUUUCCUCCUGUCAGCUGUGCACAUGAGAACAACAGGAAACUCAGGCAACCCCUCCCACCGCUGCAAACAGCAGCAGUUUUAAGUUAAGUGCCCAGCCAGCUGCUCCCUGUGAAGACGCAGACCAGCUCAGACCUGACUCGGAUCUGCUCACCUGUGUGCAUUAUGGAGCUCUUGGCCAUGUUGAUUUUAGUAGGGCUGCUUGUUGUUUUGCUGUGGCUGCGGAGCCUGAGGAGCAGUCGGCGGUUUCGUUUACCUCCUGGACCCUCUGGCCUGCCUCUCAUAGGAAACCUGCUGCAGCUGGACAAAAGGGCUCCUUUCAAAACUCUGCUAAAGCUCAGUGAGAGCUACGGGCCUGUGUUGACUGUGUACCUGGGCCCUCAGCGCACUGUGGUCCUGGUGGGCUAUGAUGCGGUGAAGGAGGCGCUGGUGGACCAAGCAGAUGACUUCACGGGCAGAGGUCCCAUUCCUUUCCUGGUGAAAGCUACCAGGGGAUAUGGUCUGGGGAUCAGUAAUGGAGAUCGCUGGCAGCAGUUGCGCCGCUUCACCCUGACGACCCUGAGAGACUUUGGGAUGGGACGCAAGGCGAUGGAAGAGUGGAUCCAGGAGGAGAGCAAACACCUGGUGGCCCGCAUAAGUAAUACCAAAGCUACACCUUUUGAUCCCACUUACUUCUUGAGCUGCACUGUGUCCAAUGUGAUUUGCUGCUUGGUGUUCGGUCAACGCUUCAGCUAUGACGACGAGCACUUCCUGUACCUUCUGCAAACAAUCUCAGAGAUUGCCAGAUUUGGUAGCAGUCCCUGGGGUCAGCUGUAUAACGUCUUCCCUUGGCUGAUGGAAAGGCUGCCAGGCCAACAGCACAAAACGUUUAGCAGGAUUGAAGUGCUGAGGCAGUUUAUAAUGAAGAAGAUCCAGGACCACCAGGACACGCUGGACCCCAGCUUGCCCAGAGAUUACAUCGACUGCUUCCUCAUGAGACUCAGUCAGGAGAAGCACAUUUCCACAUCUGAGUUCCACUAUGACAACUUGGUGUCGACGGUGAUGAAUCUGUACCUGGCAGGAACUGAAACCACCAGCUCAACUAUCAGAUUUGCACUAAAUGUACUAGUCAAAUACCCAAAAAUACAAGAGAGCAUGCAGCAGGAGAUCGCCACUGUGAUUGGAAAGGAGCGCUGUCCUUGCAUGGAGGACAGGAAGUCCCUGCCUUUCACAGACGCAGUCCUGCAUGAAAUUCAGCGUUUUAUGGAUAUUGUCCCCAUGAGCAUCCCUCACUACGCACUCAAGGACAUCUCUUUCAGGGGUUACACUAUUCCCAAGGAUACAAUAAUUAUUCCCUUGCUGCACUCUGUUCUGAAAGACGAAAAACUGUGGGAGGCCCCUUGGUCCUUCAACCCACAGCACUUCCUGGAUCAGAAUGGCAACUUUAAGAAAAAUGCUGCUUUCCUGCCAUUCUCUGCAGGAAAGAGAUCUUGUGUUGGAGAGUCCCUCGCUCGCAUGGAGAUCUUCCUCUUUAUGGUGUCACUUUUGCAGAGUUUCACCUUUUCUUGCCCUGGAGGACCUGACAGCAUAGAUGUCAGCCCCGAGUACAGCAGCUUCGUCAAUCUGCCUCGCAGAUACAACAUCAUUGCCACGCCUUGCAAGUGAUGCCUUGCGGCACAGUCCUGGGUUUUCAACCUUUCUCUCUGGCCUUCAAGCUCCAAAAGGUGGAUUACAUUCAUUCUAAGGGACCUAUUUUUUGUGUGCAUGUGUACAUUGAGCACAUUAACUUCUCUAGUGCCUGUAAAUCUUGAGGUUUGCCAUGACAUCACGAAAAACGUAGACAGCGUCUUCUCAGAGCCAACAGGAGCACAUGUUGGCACAUAACCUCAGAAUGUAGAACCUGAGUGGGCUUCGAUGGUCCCCAAAUCCUGUUUUAAAAACUGCACUUACACUUUAAGUGGUGGGAAUCUCCACUGGUAUUGCCAAGUAAGCAGCUGACUUUCUGAAAUAUUUUUGUCACACAUAAAUACUCUUCAGAUUGAACUCCUGCAGUACAAACAAAUGUUUGCAUUUUAAUUUCAUUUAAGUGGUGGUAAAGGAAAAACAAACUGGAAUCUGUUUUCUAAUGUGACUUUGCUGAACUCCUGCUGAGAUAGUAACUGAAAGGUGACAUUAAAUAUUGUCUCUUGUGGAAAUGACUGUAAAUGGUGUGAAUGGAAACUUAAAGAAGAAUGUAAAGAAUUGUAUUCUACUUUAUUUUUUACUGAUUAUGCAAUAAAUACCGAACGUUUCUUGUGACUGA
Scatophagus argus is the source of this 2304-nucleotide messenger RNA. RefSeq names its product cytochrome P450 2F5-like. Bases 189 to 1667 code for a protein of 492 amino acids. Gene Ontology annotation, biological process: xenobiotic metabolic process. The record is from RefSeq and is a predicted model, not a curated record. The transcript has 9 exons. Gene Ontology annotation, cellular component: cytoplasm; intracellular membrane-bounded organelle. NCBI's taxonomy places the organism in Eukaryota, Metazoa, Chordata, Actinopteri, Scatophagidae. Gene Ontology annotation, molecular function: iron ion binding; oxidoreductase activity, acting on paired donors, with incorporation or reduction of molecular oxygen, reduced flavin or flavoprotein as one donor, and incorporation of one atom of oxygen; heme binding.